Molecule: messenger RNA, 1483 nt
Organism: Drosophila willistoni
Lineage: Eukaryota; Metazoa; Arthropoda; Insecta; Diptera; Drosophilidae
Product: G2/M phase-specific E3 ubiquitin-protein ligase
Exons: 2
Coding region: 59-1438 (459 amino acids)
Cellular component (GO): nucleus
Source: RefSeq, a predicted model, not a curated record
AAUGAUAUAUUUUGCAACACUAUACAGCAGAUUUUGAAUAUUGUUAAUUUUCCAUAAAAUGGAAAUGCGAACUUGUAGUAUAUGUGGAAAAAGCAGCGACACGGGGGAGGAUGAACAGUUGUACGGGGAAUGGAUGAUAAACCAGGAUAUUACUGUUCACUAUUUUUGCCUGCUCCUAUCGACGAAUCUGCAUCAACGCGGUAGUGAUACUGCCGGAAUCCUGGGCUUUCUAUUAAAGGAUAUACGCAGAGAAAUUGCUGCGGCCAAGCAACGCAAGUGUGUCUACUGCCUGGAGAAUGGAGCCAGCAUCAACUGUUGCAAGUGCGGGAAAUGCUUUCACUUGGUCUGUGGCAUAGAGCAACAUGUUCUCUCUGAGUUUUGCCAUGGCUUUCAAAGUUAUUGUGGCGAAUGCCGACCCAUUGAUGAUUACCAGAAGGAACUAAUAAAGAAUCCACCCCAACCGGUGCCCAUAUGCAACAUAUGCUAUAAACCGAUCCUGGCAUUUGCUUUGCAUCGUGUUGUCUAUGGCGAUUGCUGCCGUAAGGGAUUUGCCCAUCGCAAUUGUAUGCGCCGGUAUGCCCUAUCCUCUGGGUAUUAUCUGCGAUGCAUCUGGUGUCGCAAUGAGAAAUUUCGGGAUCUAAUACGCUUGCAAUCGAUCUUUGUACCCGAUCGUGACGCCACAUGGGAGAGAGAACGCAAUGCUUAUAGAGAACUCCAUACCAGGCACUUGACAUGCCAAAUGACAGAUUGUAUCUGCACCAAGGGACGCGACUACAAUAGAAACACCUGGGAAAUUGUGUCAUGCAAGCUGUGCGCCUCGACAGCAGCCCAUCUCAAGUGUCUUCCUCCGCAUCAAAAGCAGGCUAAAUGCUUUAAAUGCGAAACUUGUGAAAAUGUAGAAAAGAAAUUGAUGACAAACGAUAAACGUGAUCGUUGCUCCAAAGUGGGCACGAAAAAUACCAAAAUUGAUUCAUCAUUCUUUAUGACAAAGACUGGAACUAACCAAAACGAGAUUCUCAUGCCAGAUGAUGAUGUUUCGCCAGUGGUAUCCGAUGACGAUGAUACUGUAUCCACCAUAUGCAGUCAAGUCACUGUAAUACCUAGCCAAAGGUCUGAAGCGAUAAGUACACCCUCGAUUGAAGUACCCAAAUCGACUCCUAAUGGUGAAAUUGUCCAGGAUACUCGACAUGUUAUGCGUCCGCCGCUUGCCUUGAAAGAAUCUUUUUAUUGCUUAGAUGAACCAUAUUUCUAUUUGGUUAUCUAUCAAUUUGAUGAUCUGACAGAUGAGUGUACGGGAACCUGUACGCUGCGCUUUAAAGAUGAUGAUGAGCGUAUCAAGGAUCAAUCAGCGAAAGCACUCGAGCAAUUGCAACUACGCGACGAGGACAUUUGGUUUCAAGAUUUAGAACCGGAAUCCAUUUCGCUAUUGACUCAAUAAAUCAAUUCAAUUAGAGAAUAAAUAAAUCACAUAUCUAAUAUUUAA